This is a messenger RNA of Macadamia integrifolia, 3622 nucleotides long. RefSeq lists its product as uncharacterized. The transcript is spliced from 7 exons. The coding region runs from base 1112 to 3520 and encodes 802 amino acids. Lineage: Eukaryota; Viridiplantae; Streptophyta; Magnoliopsida; Proteales; Proteaceae. Gene Ontology annotation, molecular function: protein binding. The record is from RefSeq and is a predicted model, not a curated record.
UCAAGGUCUUAUUGCCAUUACAUAAUAUACCCACAUAGGGGUCAUGUAAAGACCCAUGGAACAGUCAACAGGGACAUGAGAGGAGUUGAUCAAGUGACCAACUCUCAAACAAGUACUUUGCUGAACACUGCAAACCGUCAUACCAAAGCCCAAGUGUGCUAUUGGGUUUUGGUUACAUUUUGGGCCACUCGUUUAAUCAAUUUUGAUGCCAUGUGUUAGUCUGAUUAAUUCUAAAAUUCCUAUAGCUCAAAAUCAAGAUUAGACCAAUUACCAAGCAAGUAUUCUACCGUUUCAUUGUUUCACUUUGACAUACUCAAAAUAGUUCUCGACAACCAUUGAUAUCGGUGCAGGUAACUGAAACUCCCUUCUUUUACCAAAAAAAAAAAGGGGGAACUCUUUUCCCUAUGAACCCUAGAUCUAGUUUAGAUAGAAAACUAGUUCUCUCUCCGAAAAGUGUUUCUUGAGAGGGGGGAGGGGUUGGUUCCAUGACAGUGCAUCGAGAAGUAUCACAAGAAUAUGUAUUUUCACCUUUCAUGGGGGAUAGGGUAGUCAUUGCACCCACCAUGUCUGGAUGCAAGGGUAUUCUAGGGCCCACUUAAUUGGUUAGAAAUCCUAUAAUUCUCUAGGUCCCACUUCUCAUUUAUAACAAAUUUCUAAAUGAAGACAUUUUUAUUUAGGUUUUUUUUUUGGUAUCCCUUAGCAUCCUAGAUGCUAUAUGGUAUAAAUCAGCGAGUUGAAUUCCAAUUCUUUUGUACAAAUUAAGGUUGGUGAGUCGGCCGAUCCAAUUUCAUUUUAGUGACUACCAGUAUGAAACUUCCAAAAUCGGGAUUGAUGAUCGUGAUUUCAAUUCGAAUCGAUUGAUUCCUCAUAUUUUUAAAACCAUGUCAUGGAGAGCAUAAACUAUUUUCUGAUUCAUUUUUUCUUCUUUAUAUAUGCAUUGAUUUUUUAUUUUAUUUAUUUUUUUGAUAAUAAAAAAAAAUGGUAUUCGAUAGUAGUGAUCAUAGUUCCGAAGACAAUCAGCGAACUUGAGCCGUGAUAGAUUAUUAAGGGCAUUUUCACCAUUAGUAUUGAUUACUUGUUCAAGAAUAUAUGACUUACUUUAUUUAAAGAUAUGGAAGGACCAAUGGAAACAAAUGUCUCAUCAGUGAAAGAAGGUGAUAUUUCCAUGAAAAGUGAGGAGUCAUCAUCGGCACAGAAAAAAAUUAAUCCUGUUUCUCCGGAAAGUGAAGAGGCGUUGGAGGGAAACAUUAGUCUUAUUUCUCCAGAAGGUAUAGCGCUAUACGCGGACAUUCCUACUCUAACAGAAGAAAACUAUAAGACAUGGAAAGAAAAGAUGGAAAAAUUCUUGAAGAAGACUGGACUGUGUGAUUAUCUCAAUGGAGUAAAACGUGAACCGGAAGAUACUUCCGGCGAUGAAUAUAAUGAAUGGGAGAAGAUAAGGAAACGUAUUUCACUUAUAUUCUUUAUGAAGUAUGGAGUGAAGCCUCGACCAUUCAUGGCACGACUAGACCUCACACUUUUUUGGAGCCAAUUAGAUACCAUGUACGAGUUCACUUAUCCAACAGAAAUUCCAGCUGGGACAACGAUGUGCACAAUGUACACAUGGUGUUUGCCUUUUUACAGUGCUAUUGUUGAUGGUAAUUGGAAGACAGUCUCUGAGUUCCUCUCUAAAAAUAAGGGACUUCUUACAGCCAGGCUCACAUCAGAAAGAGAACUUCCUCUUCAUGUGGCAGUUAAGAAAGGAAAGGUUGAAAUUGCAAAGGAAUUGAUGAAGAUGAUGUCUAAAGAAGAUCUAUUAAGAAAAGAAAAAGACCGUGACAGAACAGUUCUCCAUAUUGCUGUUGUAAGUGGGAACAAAGAGAUAGUCAAGGCCAUCAUAGAAAAGGAUGAGAAACUAGUGAUGAUGAAAAGCAAAUUCUAUCGCAAUCGCAUCCCAAUUGCGGAAGCUGCAGUUUUGGGCAACAAAGAUUUGGUGAAUUAUCUUUACCCGAUCACCAUGCGCCUAGAUGAUAAUUACAAGGAAGACAACACUGAUUAUGGAGAACGUGAAAAAACUAGAGCUUCAAUUCUUACUUCUCUAAUUGAUGGUGAUUUCUUUGGGCAAGCUCUCGAUCUAUUAAAGAAAUAUCCAUCUUUAAUCUUGACUGAAGAUUAUGACGAUACGACAGCUAUGGAUGCACUCUCAAAGAGGCCUACGUCAUUUAAAAGUUCGUUACCAACCAUAAGUGUAGGGAAUUUGAGAUAUUAUUUCGUCUACUCAUUGCUAGAUGUUCAUGUCGAUGCCAAAAAUGAUAGUUGGCGCAUAAGAGGAGACGUGGAAAAUUCCUUGGCUGCCAACAGGGACAGCACUCAACAAGGAAAAAUGAUGAUGUGUGGGGGGCUAUGCACCAGUAUUUUUCAGUUUUGCAAGGGUGUAUGGUUAUGCUUCCGUGGGCUAUUUCAGAAUGCACUUAUUAAACUAGUGCCCGGUUGCAAGCACAUCUACGAGGAAAAGUUGAAGCAUUAUGAAGCCUCUGAGUUACUAAGAGAACUAUGGAGGAAGAUGGUAUUUGAACUUGAUGAGCUGGACAGUGCGAAGAAUGUAAUAACUUCAGCAAUGUUUCGAGCAACUCAGAAUGGGUGUGUUGAAUUUAUCCAAGAGUGUAUCACCCACUGUCCUCAUCUUCUAUCGAACUUGAAAUUUGAGGGCCAAACAGUAUUUCAUUUCGCAAUUAGCUACCGCCAGGAAAAGAUUUACAGGCUUAUCAAUCAUCUAGACCCAUCAUCGAAGAAUGAUCUUGCACGAACGGCGGAUAACUCAAAAAACUGGAUGUCACAUCUAGCUGCAAAAAAAGCACCUAUUGAGAGGCUCAAUCAAGUUCCUGGUGCAGCUCUCCAAAUGCAACGUGAGCUACUCUGGUAUAAGGAAGUGGAAAGUAUUAUGUACACCAAUGCUCUUGUUAUAAACAAAGAUAAGAAAACAUCAAGAAUAUUAUUCACGGAGGAGCAUAAAGACCUAGUAAAAGAAGGAGCAACUUGGUUGAAGGAAACAUCAACACAAUGUAUGGUGGUAGCAACACUAAUAACUACGAUUAUGUUUCAAGCAGUGUUUACAGUACCAAGUCAUACAGCAGUAGGAGAAGAACCCAAUAAUUACAUACAAGGAAAGUUUCCGAUAAUUUUUGUCAUAUCAAAUAUAAUGGCACUUUGCUCUUCGGUCGCUUCAAUGUUGAUGUUUCUAGCCAUUAUUACUUCACGAUAUGCGGAAGAAGAUUUCUUGUCAACUCUGCCUCGGAUGUUGAUGUUGGGACUUUUAUUUCUCUUCUUCUCUAUUGUGGGGAUGAUGGUAGCCUUUGUGUCCGCUAUCUUAUUUAUGCUUCGCUUUGAAGUUCGUCUCUGGGGCUCCUUUCCCAUUGUCUUUCUUGCAAGUAUCCCCGUCACUAUAUAUGCUUUGGUCGAAUUUCCUUUAUUUAUUCAAUUGAUGUUUACCACAUCCUCGUCAGCUGUAUUCGGGAAGAGAAAAUUGAAUAAUCUUUCAUGAAUAGGUGUAAUAGUGCUUUACCAUUUGUCGUGUUGUAGAGGGAACAACAAGAAGUGCAUUGCCUAAUAAAGUAUAAAGUGUCUUGUUUGGUAUAAUUUUAAA